Molecule: messenger RNA, 1959 nt
Organism: Lagenorhynchus albirostris (white-beaked dolphin)
Lineage: Eukaryota; Metazoa; Chordata; Mammalia; Artiodactyla; Delphinidae
Gene: CLK4
Product: CDC like kinase 4
Exons: 13
Coding region: 135-1580 (481 amino acids)
Biological process (GO): protein phosphorylation; regulation of RNA splicing
Cellular component (GO): nucleus
Molecular function (GO): ATP binding; protein tyrosine kinase activity
Source: RefSeq, a predicted model, not a curated record
CGCUAGAGGCCGACGGUGGGGGUGUAGGGAGAGGGUGUUGCCGCCAUUUUGUAGGAUGUUUGUCGCAGCGACUGGGAGAGAAGACGGCGGUUUGGUGACAAUUACUGGCCAAAGGGCCUUUUACUUUUGCGGAGAUGAGGCAUUCCAAAAGAACUCACUGCCCUGACUGGGAUAGCAGAGAAAGCUGGGGACAUGAAAGCUACAGUGGAAGUCACAAACGGAAGAGGAGAUCCCACAGUAGUACACAAGAGAACAGACAUUGUAAACCACAUCACCAGCUUAAAGAAUCUGAUUGUCAUUAUUUAGAAGCAGGGUCCUUGAAUGAGAGAGAUUAUCGGGACCGGAGAUACAUUGAUGAAUACAGAAAUGACUACUGCGAAAGAUAUGUUCCUAGACAUUAUCACAGAGAUGUUGAAAGCAGUUAUCGAAUCCACUGCAGGAAAUCUUCACUCCGAAGCAGGAGAAGCAGUCCUAAAAGGAAGCGUAAUAGACACUGUUCAAGUAAUCAGUCACGUUCGAAGAGCCACCGAAGGAAAAGAUCCAGGAGUAUAGAGGAUGAUGAGGAGGGUCACCUGAUCUGUCAAAGUGGAGACGUUCUAAGAGCAAGAUAUGAAAUCGUGGACACUUUGGGAGAAGGGGCCUUUGGCAAAGUUGUAGAGUGUAUUGAUCAUGGCAUGGGUGGCAUGCAUGUAGCGGUGAAAAUCAUAAAAAAUGUGGGACGAUACCGUGAAGCAGCUCGUUCAGAAAUCCAAGUAUUAGAACAUUUAAAUAGUACUGAUCCCAAUAGUGUCUUCCGAUGUGUCCAGAUGCUAGAAUGGUUUGAUCAUCAUGGUCAUGUUUGUAUUGUGUUUGAACUCCUGGGACUUAGUACCUAUGAUUUCAUUAAAGAAAACAGCUUUCUGCCAUUUCAAAUUGACCAUAUCAGGCAAAUGGCAUAUCAGAUCUGUCAGUCAAUAAAUUUUUUGCAUCAUAAUAAAUUAACCCAUACGGAUCUGAAGCCUGAAAAUAUUUUAUUUGUGAAGUCUGACUAUGUAGUCAAGUAUAAUUCAAAAAUGAAACGUGAUGAACGCACACUGAAAAACACAGAUAUCAAAGUUGUUGACUUAGGAAGUGCAACAUACGAUGAUGAACAUCAUAGUACUUUGGUAUCUACACGGCAUUACAGAGCUCCAGAGGUCAUUUUGGCUUUAGGUUGGUCUCAGCCUUGUGAUGUUUGGAGCAUAGGUUGCAUUCUUAUUGAAUAUUACCUUGGUUUCACAGUCUUUCAGACUCAUGAUAGUAAAGAGCACCUGGCAAUGAUGGAACGUAUGUUAGGACCCAUACCAACACGCAUGAUUCAGAAAACACGGAAACACAAGUAUUUUCAUCAUAAUCAGCUAGAUUGGGAGGAACAUAGUUCUGCUGGUAGAUAUGUUAGGAGACGCUGCAAACCAUUAAAGGAAUUUAUGCUUUGUCAUGAUGAGGAACAUGAGAAACUGUUUGACCUGAUUCGAAGAAUGUUAGAAUAUGAUCCAGUGAAAAGAAUUACCUUGGAUGAAGCAUUGCAGCAUCCUUUCUUUGACUUAUUAAAAAAGAAAUGAAAUGGAAAUCAGUGGUCUUACUAUACUUCUCUAGAAGAGAUUAUUUAAGACUGUGUCAGUCAACUCUAAACAUUCUAAUAUUUUUGUAAACCUUAAAUUAUUUUGUACAGUUAAGUGUAAAUGCUGUAUGUUUUGUAUCAAUAGCAUAAUUAUCUUGUUAAGCAAAUAUGGUCUUGAUAAUGAAUGAAAUAUAAAAGCUAAAAUUAAUUUUCCUUUUUUGAGAUUAAUUACCAUUUUUAAAGACCUUUGGAAUAUCUUUUGUGUCCAGCGAUAAAUGCGAUUGAUCUUGCUUUUUUGUACAUGGAGGUUGACUCUUGGAAGUGAUUUUUGUGUUUUGUUUUUUGUUUUUUUUGAGUAAAAGGAAAUCUUGGCUACUUCA